AUGGCGGCGCGAUUCCCACCAUCCACAGACCCCCACUCUAACCGACACCCUCAAACCAGCGACUUCACGCAAAAGAAAGCCACAAGCUACGGCCUCACAGGAUAUGUCAAGAACACCAACGACGGAAAGGUCGUGGGAGAGGCACAAGGGGCCGAAGACGCAUUGAAGAAACUCAAGGGCGAUUUGAACCAAGGGCCUCGUGCCGCGCAUGUCGUGAAGCUCGAGGUUAGGGAUAUUCAGACGAAAGACGGAGAGGCGAGUUUCGAUGCUUAG
Messenger RNA from Exophiala aquamarina CBS 119918, 273 nucleotides. RefSeq lists its product as uncharacterized. The record is from RefSeq and is a predicted model, not a curated record. NCBI's taxonomy places the organism in Eukaryota, Fungi, Ascomycota, Eurotiomycetes, Chaetothyriales, Herpotrichiellaceae. The transcript has a single exon. Bases 1 to 273 code for a protein of 90 amino acids.